AAUGAUUUAUUUCUUACCGCGCCCAAACACAUGCUGAUGCUUUGAUUGGCUAUUGGACGCAGAAACACAGCCAGUUAGAAGCCCAGCCACGACAAACCACUCGCCAAGGCGCACAAUUCUCCUGUUCAAUAAACUUAAAUUGAACCUCGGUUUAAAACAACAGGAUAAAAUUGAAGGGUUGCUGACCCUAUCAGUGCGCUAAAUCAACUUGGGGACUCACAACGAUUUCAAACGCAAUUUAAGUUUCCAGCCGAUCUUGGCGUUAGAGAUGUAUUUCCUAGCAGCCAUCAUUUUUGCCGUAACCUCGCUGCCAUCAACAGAUGCGUUUUGCGAGCGUCUAUAUAAAAAUCCCUACUGGAGCCCUAAAAGUUUAGCACAGAGAGCUCUCGACGCAGACAUUGUUGUUUACGGCAAAAUUGCCGAAAGUCCAUGCGUAAAACCAAUCUUCAAGUUUGUGAACACAACAAAUCUACCGACUCUCUCAACCAACGCCACAAAUUCUUCUAGCAGUGUUCAAUUGACACUUCCCAGCAACACCAGCAACAUUGAUAUGCGCAACUCCACCGAUGAAAACGCGACAGAUAUUUGUUUGAGGCGCGAGUUUUACAAUGUGACGAUGAAUGUUUCCUGUGUCAUCAAAGGAGGAGCUGUUCCUUCUGUCAUUCAUCUGCGUUCAUUCGGGUUCGGUCCAAACAAGUGCACAUACUUCACAAGAGGUUUUACCUAUUACGAAACAGUCCAGUCAUUCCAUGUGUACAAAGGACAAAACUACCUCGUCUUUCUUGGGAGGCGCAAAGGCAAUGGUGAUUCAAACAGUUUUUGGCCACGUGAAAUCAAUCUACAAUCAGCAUCCACGGAAAUUAUAGAUGAGAAGUAUCUAAAGCCUGUUUUCGCGGCAGUUGGCGGUCAUGCGCACAGCCCUGAGGGAGUGGAUGAGACUCACAGCAUUUGUGUACCGUAUAUUGGCGGUGCACCGUCACACUACUUAAAACAUUCGUUUCUAUUGAUAGUGCUUGCCUGUGGAAUUUUUUUGAUUUAGGCCGAAUAAUGUAUUGUUUCCGGCGAAAUGUAUGUUUUUCCACGGGCCACUGAAAGUUUCUGCGAAUGACUCUUUACUCUUUCUAGGCAAUCAGGGCGAGAAUAGGCAACUGUUUAUAGCAAAUUUACCAUUAAAUGCUAGUAAAGAACUAACGUGCGUUUGUUUAAGGUGCAAGAGUCCCAAAUUGACUGUUUGUGAUAAUAUGAAAAUCUUUCUCUUUUUAGCGUGACUAACAAGACCAUACAGUGUUGCUUUUCUAGGCAAGGCUGAAAUUUAAAAUUUGUCUUCCAAUCAAAAGUUUAAGACUAUUAAAAGUGACCCGUUGUAGGCAUCUAUGAAAUAGAGUCUACUUUGAAAACGCAGGGUCUAAAGUAGAAGCUAUUUUUGCCAAUUACUACCAUAGACGUUUUGAAUAUGAAAUUUAUCAACUGUUUAUCAGAUCUCAGACAUCAAAAGUUCAUGUACGCACAAGAAACUGUUUGUUUAAUUUUUAUUCAAUUUUAUAAUGAAAAUAAACAUCUCAUUAGUUCUCAUAGACAGACAACUUUAGCUGUACCUAUGAUCAUAUUAUGUGAUGGAGAUCAACUGUGAAGCUGAGCAAAAAGAGGGGGAGAGGGUGGGGAAGUGGAUAAAUCACUUUGACUCCUGGAUAAAAAAAAAAGUGAUCUGCCAUUUCUCGGCCAUGACAAAGAAUUGAGCGAACCUUCAUCAGCUGUGAUGCUGAUAAACAAUGUUGUACAUGCUUAACGUUAAAAAAAAUUU
This is a messenger RNA of Pocillopora damicornis (cauliflower coral), 1801 nucleotides long. RefSeq lists its product as uncharacterized. Lineage: Eukaryota; Metazoa; Cnidaria; Anthozoa; Scleractinia; Pocilloporidae. The record is from RefSeq and is a predicted model, not a curated record.